GCCCUUGUGAAAGUGCUGACUGUGAGAACAAAACCAGAGUAUUGUGUCUGAAUAAAGCUGCCAAAGAACAAUAGCAGACACUGUACAGAAGAGGCUGAGGCAGUUCUGACAAGGAGGUUUAGUGAGUGAGGACAGAGUGGGUGAUGACAGACCAGGACGCACAGAUGACUGGAACAACAUGAACAGAUUAGGGAUGUGGUCUGGUGUAAUUUUCUGAGAGGCAUAAUGUCACAGGGCAGAGGAAUCUGGGAAGGAAGUGGGAAGCAGGUGCACCACUUUGUCGUUACUUACCUCCUCCUCAUGGCUUUACCAUGCAUGGGCUUCCUUCCCAACUUUUGGUCUGCAGUGUUAACCCUUUCAUGGGACUCACACACACACCAGCACAUUACAGAGCAGGCCAUCCUCAAUGUCACCCUGGAGACUCUGAGGGGCACCAACAAACACCAGGGAAACCAAGCAGAGGAACAGACUAGACUAGGCCGUGCAUUCUGGAGAGCUGUGGGAGAGGUGGUGAUCUCCAAUGCGGCCAUGGACUUCCUGAGCUCCACCAGGUCUGACCCAGUCUAUCACUUUUAUUCAGAGCGUGUUGACAGCGCCAUGGCAAUGUUACGCCAGUUCUGGACUGAGGCUGUGCUCUCCAUACGAGCCAAAGAAUACCAAAGUGCUCGCAAGAGCUUGGGUCAGCUAUUCCAUUCUCUGCAGGAUUUCUACAGCCAUAGUAACUGGGUAGAGAUGGGCCAACUUUCCAUUUACCACCACCUGCUGCAGCCAGAGGAGCCUGCCAUCCCUGUAGCUAAAGUGCAGCAGCCAGAGCUGGAUCCAGCAGCCAGGAGCCAGAGGCCUUCUGGAGGGAGAUCAGCUGCAGCAGAGGGUCUUUAGGAGGCUGCUGGGGCACAGUGGCUUUCUCCUCUGGAGCACACACCAGGUCAGAGGAAAAGAAAAUUUAAAGAAUGAUACAAAAAUCCCUCUGUUAUUUUCAAUAAUUUCACGCUAAUGUAUCAAUUUCAGAUUUAAAGGUAUGUGUCCAGCAAUCAAAAUGUAUUGAAAGGGCUUGGUACUGACAGGUGACAUUAAGUUAAAUGACUGUUUGGUUCAUUCUGCUGCUUUACCAGUUCAACUAUUUCUGGAUGACAUACAAAUGGCCACAUAACCACUAACUCCUACUAAGUCACCCAUGUGUCUGCUACUCAAACUGGGAAGCACUGAUGUGGACUGUAAUCUGAGGUGCUGAUAACUGAUGAUUUCUGAACUCAACCUCUGCAGCAGAGGGAACUCUUGGUCUUCCUUUCCUGGACGGUCCUUAUGUGAACAGUUACAUCACAGCAUUUGACCGACCUUCAUGUCCUGAAGUAUUGAUGAACUGUUGUUUCUCUUUACUUAGCAGAGUGCUUCUUGUUAUGAGAUCGAUUACUGCAGCACUUGAACUGCACACCUCAAAGUGUGCAAAGCUGUCAUUAGGUAAACCAUGGCUACUCUGAGGAGAUUCAAAACAUGUUUUGGGUUGUUGACACUUUCUUCACUACAGUACAUAUCGUCCACCGGAUACUGACAUUAACAACUUUAACAAUUACAUGGCAAGUACCCUGGACCAUAUAACUAAAGAAGGCAAAAUGUGCUAUAGCCUUGGCGAAUAUAAUAUCAACCUAUUCAAAAGCGAAACACACUCCCUAACCCAAGACUUCCUAAAUAAUCUGUACUCUAAUUAUCUUUACUCCAUCAUUCAUAAACCCACUAGAGCGACUGACAGAUCCACUAC
Messenger RNA from Mugil cephalus (flathead mullet), 1756 nucleotides. Its product is annotated as von Willebrand factor A domain-containing protein 7-like. Gene Ontology annotation, molecular function: hydrolase activity, acting on ester bonds. The transcript has 5 exons. NCBI's taxonomy places the organism in Eukaryota, Metazoa, Chordata, Actinopteri, Mugiliformes, Mugilidae. The record is from RefSeq and is a predicted model, not a curated record. The coding region runs from base 226 to 879 and encodes 217 amino acids.